CCUAGGAAGGCAGGCUGAGGGAGUUGGGGUGGUUCAGCCUGGAGAAGAGAAGGCUCCGGGGAGACCUUGGAGGGGCCUUCCAGUACCCAAAGGGGGGCCCUACAGGAAAGCUGGGGAGGGACUCUUUGUCAGGGAGAGGAGCGAUAGGGCAAGGAGUAAUGGUUUUAAACUCAAAGAGGGUAGACUUAGACUGGAUAGUUGGAAGAGAUUCUUUCCUGAGAGGGGGGUGAGGCACUGGAACGGGUUGCCAGGAGAAGUGGCGGAUGCCCCGUCCCUGGAAGCGUUUAAGGCCAGGUUGGAUGGGGCUUUGAGCAGCCUGGUCUAGUGGAAGGUGUCCCUGCCCAGGGCGGGGGGGUUGGAAUUAGGUGAUCUUUAAGUAAGGUCCCUUCCGAGCCAAGCCGUGCUAUGAUUCUAUGACCGGAGCAACCGUUCUGUGGAGCUCGUUUGCCAGCCGUGCAGGGCCCGGAUUCCCUCCGCGGAGCCGCCCAGCCCGUUUUCGGGCGCCCGCUUCCUCCCUCCCGGUCGGAUCCCUCCGCGCCCCGAGGGCACGCGACCUCCCUGAGCGCCGAUAAGCACCGGGUCGACGGGAGCGGAGCCGCCGAGAGGGCGGGGACAAGGGAAGAGGGCAGGCGAGGCCGCCAAUCGAGGCGCGGGAGCGGUCGGCGGCGAUCUGUCGGCCCAAUGAGCGCCGCGGAGGGCCGGGCCGAGUGCGGGAAGUGAGGGGGCGUUGUACCGAGCGGGCGCCGUCAUGGCCGACGGGAUUGUUAGGGCGCAGGCCGCCUGGCCCGGUGGCGGCGCUGCCGCUGCAGCCGCUUUCGGAGAGGUCGCCUGCAAGGGCAAGGAGGUCCCCGCCAACGUUCUCCGUGAGGAUGAGCGGUCGUGGACGAGGAGUGCCUUGCGUUCCGUGACAGUUCGCCUCAGGCUCCGGUGUUUCUUCCUAGUCCUUCCUGAGAAGGCAGUUGUCCGGUUAUGUGAAGCAGAAGAUUCUGGCGGACCCCUUCUUGGGCGUUUAAUGGUUGUUGGCAAGAAGUGUGCUGCUAACCUGGACCUGACCAAUGGAUUCCGGAUGGCUGUGAAUGCCCACCCUCGGGCCCUUCAGGCUAUCGCGUACAUCUACGUAUUCUGGGUGGCGGUCAGUUGGGCCGGCCUCCCGGCUAAGGUUUUUGCACCGCAGGCGUCACUGCACGCGUACGGGUCGCCGCCGAAAGAGCCGAUGGAACUGCUCAAAGAAACCUGUUCAAAUGGACCUCGAGUGCAGGACUCUACGCUUGCUCUUGUUGAACUUCAUUUGGUUUCUUCUUGCCCAGCUCUCCAGCCCGCCCAGGUCUCGCUGAAUGGCAGCGCAGCCUUCUGGCGUGUCGGCCACUCCUCCCAGCUUUGUAUCAUCGGCGUACUUGCUGAGGGUGGACACUAUUCCCUCAUCAAGGUCGUCGACGAAGAUGUUGAACAAGACCGGACCCAGCACCGACCCCUGGGGAACACCGCUAGUCACAGGGCUGCAGGCGGACUCUGCGCCGCCGAUCACCACCCUCUGAGCUCGGCCAGUCAGCCAGGUCUCAACCCACCUUACCGUCCACUCGUCUAUCCCACACUUUCUCAGCUUUGCUAGCAGGAUGUCGUGGGAGACAGUAUCAAAAGCCUUGCUAAAGUCAAGGUAGAUGACAUCCACUGCUCUCCCUCCAUCAACCCAGCUGGUGAUGCCAUCAUAGAAGGCAACGAGGUUGGUCGAGCACGAUUUCCCCUUGGUGAAUCCAUGCUGACUACUCCUCAUAACCACCUUCUCUUCCAGUGGCUUGGAGAUGGCAUCCAGAACAAGCUGUUCCAACACCUUUCCAGGGACGGAGGUGAGACUGACCUUUCCAAGAGCUCCACAUCCUUCUUGUGCUGGGGGCCCCAGGCCUGCACGCAGUAUUCCAGGUGGGGUCUCACAAGAAGCAGGGUAGAGGGGGAUAAUCACCUCCCUCUCCCUGCUGGCCACCCCUUUUUUAAUGCAGCCCAGGACAUAGUUGGCCUUCCGGGCUGCAAGCGUGCACUGCUGGCUCGUGUCCAGCUUCUCGUCCAUCAGGAACCCCAAGUCCUUCUCCGCAGGGCUGCUCUCAAGUUCUUCUUCUCCCGGUCUAUCGAAAUACCUGCGAUUGCCCCAGCCCAAGGUCAACGCCUUGCACUUGGCCUUGUUGAACCUCCUUAGGUUCUCAUGGGCCCACUUCUCCAGCCUGUCCAGGUCCCUCCGGAUGGCAUCCCUUCCCUCUGUUGUAUCGACUGCACCGCUCAGCUUGGUGUCAUCUGCAAACUUGCUCGAUUCCGUCGUCUGUGUCAUUGCUAAAGAUGUUGAAGAGCACCGGUCCCGAGACCGACCCCUGAGGGACACCACUUGUGACCGGCCUCCACCCAGACGUAGAGCCGUUGACCACAACCCUUUGGCUGCGAGCAGCCAACCAAUUCUUUAUCCGCCCAACAGUCCAUCCUUCAAAUCCAUACCUCUCCAAUUUAGAGAGAAGAAUGAUGUGGUGAGGGACCAUAUCAAAGGCUUUGCUCAGUCCAGGUAGCAUAUCCUAUCCCAGGACUGGCUUCAGCCGUACACAACAAACAGUUACGAAGAGAGAUGUAGCUUUGUAAAUGUUUUUGUUGCCUUCGGGUGAAUUGGCGUCUGGUCACAUUGAUUGGCCCGCGUGGUAGCUGGGAGAUGGCCGACGGGGAGGACUGAGAUGUUAAAGCUGCCUGUGGUUGCCUGCCCCCAGCCCCGUCCCCGUGUGCCAUCCUGAUGGCAGUAGCGCCUGGAACCUCAAACUAAAGCGAGCGUAUUCUGAUGUCAUUACCCUCCAAGCCUGUCAGAGAGGCAGAAGCGCUGUGGCCUACUCAGGCAGGAACUGCGCGUGUGGGGACGGCCACGUCCCCGCCGCCGUGUCGGGCCAGUUUGAGCUCCGCUCUCCCUGGGGCUGCAGGGCGCCGCGGACCACGCUUGGGCAGCCUUGGGGGGCGCUGCCUAUUUUUCCAGAAGCCUCCUCCCCAGCUGAGCACAAACCCAAUUGUGAUGUGCCAGGGCUGAGCACAGGCUUUGUAUUCCUUCCCGCCACCCCCUGCACGGGAGGUGCAGCUUUCCCCCUUAGAAACACCAGCAGUUGAAGUGGGGCUCUCAGGGAAGGUUGUGGAGCAACUUCUGAAAAGGUAAGGCCUGCCCUGGCAAAAGCGGGGAUCUGCCUGCAGGGAGCAGCGCCCAAAAGCCACCAGUGCGUUUGGGGUGGAGCCGAUAGGGUCAUAAAUAAUACCUGGGGCUACGAGCGCGAGGUCCCACGUUUGGUCCGGGGCAAUCCUAAGCACAAAUCCAGGCUGGGCGGAGAAUGGAUGGAGAGCAGCUCUGAGGAGAAGGGCCUGGGGGCGUUGGUUGAUGAGAAGCUCGUCAACCGGAGCCGGCAAUGCAAUGGGCGCUCGCAGCCCGGAAAGCCAACCGUAUCCUGGGCCGCAUCAAAAGGAGGGCGGCCGGCAAGUCGAGGGAGGUGAUUCUCCCUCUCUGCUGCUGUGCUCUUGUGAGGCCCCACCUGGAGUAAGUACUGUGUUCAGCUCUGGGGCCCCCAGCACAAGAAGGACGGGGACGUACUAGAACGCGUCCAGAGGAGGGCCGCGAAGAUGACCAGGGGGCUGGGGCACCUCUCCUAGGAAGGCAGGCUGAGGGAGUUGGGGUGGUUCAGCCUGGAGAAGAGAAGGCUCCGGGGAGACCUUGGAGGGGCCUUCCAGUACCCAAAGGGGGGCCCUACAGGAAAGCUGGGGAGGGACUCUUUGUCAGGGAGAGGAGCGAUAGGGCAAGGAGUAAUGGUUUUAAACUCAAAGAGGGUAGACUUAGACUGGAUAGUUGGAAGAGAUUCUUUCCUGAGAGGGGGGUGAGGCACUGGAACGGGUUGCCAGGAGAAGUGGCGGAUGCCCCGUCCCUGGAAGCGUUUAAGGCCAGGUUGGAUGGGGCUUUGAGCAGCCUGGUCUAGUGGAAGGUGUCCCUGCCCAGGGCGGGGGGGUUGGAAUUAGGUGAUCUUUAAGUAAGGUCCCUUCCGAGCCAAGCCGUGCUAUGAUUCUAUGACCGGAGCAACCGUUCUGUGGAGCUCGUUUGCCAGCCGUGCAGGGCCCGGAUUCCCUCCGCGGAGCCGCCCAGCCCGUUUUCGGGCGCCCGCUUCCUCCCUCCCGGUCGGAUCCCUCCGCGCCCCGAGGGCACGCGACCUCCCUGAGCGCCGAUAAGCACCGGGUCGACGGGAGCGGAGCCGCCGAGAGGGCGGGGACAAGGGAAGAGGGCAGGCGAGGCCGCCAAUCGAGGCGCGGGAGCGGUCGGCGGCGAUCUGUCGGCCCAAUGAGCGCCGCGGAGGGCCGGGCCGAGUGCGGGAAGUGAGGGGGCGUUGUACCGAGCGGGCGCCGUCAUGGCCGACGGGAUUGUUAGGGCGCAGGCCGCCUGGCCCGGUGGCGGCGCUGCCGCUGCAGCCGCUUUCGGAGAGGUCGCCUGCAAGGGCAAGGAGGUCCCCGCCAACGUUCUCCGUGAGGAUGAGCGGUCGUGGACGAGGAGGUAGCCGCGGCGUUGUCGUGCGAGUCUUCUCUUUCCU
Cygnus olor (mute swan) is the source of this 4577-nucleotide messenger RNA. RefSeq names its product histidine triad nucleotide-binding protein 1-like. The record is from RefSeq and is a predicted model, not a curated record. Gene Ontology annotation, biological process: purine ribonucleotide catabolic process. Bases 749 to 1609 code for a protein of 286 amino acids. Lineage: Eukaryota; Metazoa; Chordata; Aves; Anseriformes; Anatidae. The transcript is spliced from 5 exons. Gene Ontology annotation, molecular function: hydrolase activity. Gene Ontology annotation, cellular component: nucleus; cytoplasm.